AUGGGAAUAGAAAUCUUAGAAGAAGAAAUCCAGAAGCUUUUCCGGCCGGGGCGCCGUGGCCUGCGGAGGGGCAAUACUAUCUGCUCCUACCAGGCUUUUAGCCAUGUUGUUCUGCCUUUCCGCGUGAUAAUUCCGCAGUGGAGGUGGAUUCUGGCCAAGGCGCCCAACGUGGCUCUGCUGAACAAUUGGCGCUGCGUUCCCGGCAUUGCCUUUUGCGGUGGCAUUUCUCUGUGCCCAGCACUCUCCUCGCGCGGCCGUGGCCCUCCCCACCUAAUGGCAUUGAUAACUGAAACUCCUUCUGCACCGACGAGCUACAAAGGGCGGUGCUUGUGCCCUGGCAGAGCUGGAAAUCGCGCGGGGCCAUUCUUCAUGUGCGAGAUGUCUUCGUGUGUAUGUGUGUGUUUCAGCGGAGGAGGGGGAGAGAAAGGGAGGAAGACGGCGAGGAAGGAUCCGCAAAUCAUAAAAUAUUCUUGUGAAGUUACCCAGGCUGUCUUUAAAUUUGGAAACCCCAAACUCUCAGGAGGUGACAAGCCCUGGAAUCCACACUGGUAUCAGCUCUGUGGGCCCCGAGGACACAAGACCAUAAAGAAGACAAUCUGGUCAGUGUGA
Molecule: messenger RNA, 609 nt
Organism: Chinchilla lanigera (long-tailed chinchilla)
Lineage: Eukaryota; Metazoa; Chordata; Mammalia; Rodentia; Chinchillidae
Gene: Znf516-dt
Product: chromosome unknown open reading frame, human C18orf65
Source: RefSeq, a predicted model, not a curated record